Messenger RNA from Ctenopharyngodon idella (grass carp), 6972 nucleotides. It is a transcript of the gene alpk3b, whose product is annotated as alpha-kinase 3b. The transcript has 14 exons. Gene Ontology annotation, biological process: cardiac muscle cell development; protein phosphorylation. Gene Ontology annotation, molecular function: ATP binding; protein serine/threonine kinase activity. NCBI's taxonomy places the organism in Eukaryota, Metazoa, Chordata, Actinopteri, Cypriniformes, Xenocyprididae. The record is from RefSeq and is a predicted model, not a curated record. The coding region runs from base 5 to 5443 and encodes 1812 amino acids. Gene Ontology annotation, cellular component: nucleus.
GAAGAUGAGUUCCAGAAGGCAGAUGAACCGUUCGCUCUCGAGUGAUGGAAGGUCUUACUACAGUGCCAGUGAUAUCCCCUCUCAGAAUAGAAGUGCUGGCUGUAGGAGCUACCUGAGCAGUGUCCGAUCUGAAAGCAGCUACGCUGGCCAUAGAUUCUCUCAGUUCAAGCCAUCCAGGAGCACUCUCUGCAGUGUCAUGGCUCAAUUAACUGAGGAGAUACAGCCAACAUUUGAGUCCACCUUAAAAUCCAAAGCUGUGUCUGAAGACACUAACGUCAAGUUCAGCUGUGUGAUCUCAGGCUACCCAGUCCCUGAAGUGACAUGGUACAAAGAUGACAUACAGCUUGACAGAUACUGCGGCCUUCCCAAAUAUGAAAUUUCACGUGAUGACAAGACACACACACUCCAAAUAUACAACUGUACUCUGGAGGAUGCUGCAAUUUACCAAGCAUCAGCCCAGAACAGUCGAGGCAUUGUGUCAUGUUCAGGUGUAUUGGAGGUCGGAACAAUGAGCGAGUAUAAGAUUCAUCAAAAUUACUUUGCGAAGCUUAAACUGCGAAACGAGAACCGUCGCCAAGAGCAGGAGGAGCAGCGCAAUAUAGGCAAAGAGAAUGUCCCAGCAGCCUUUGAGCAGGACAGGAUGAGCAGUCCUGAAAGAGCCCAGAGAAAACGCAGGUCCCCCAUGGAGACCGGGGCCAUAGAGGCAAUCCCUUCAGAAGAGAAAGUCAUGGAGGUGGAUGCUCUCAGUCAAACACCUCCAGUAGAGGACAGACUAGCUGCUCCUGUUCAAGUGUCAGCAGCAGCACCUUUCCAUGGCAUCUCAAACUCUGAAAUGAUCGCGAACAGAGACAAAGACAGCGAGGGGCUAACAUACAUCCGUGAUACUGUGCAUAAUGCCUCCAGCAAACAGACCAACGAGCAUUAUGUCAAGAAGAAGCUCAAAAUUUCAACAGCUGCAACAGAGAGAAGCAAGGAAAACAGACCAACUGGAAGAAGGGAAGAGAUGAUGAAUGAGAAAGUGACUUCCAAUGAGAAGAUGGAGGUACAGAACACAGUCGCUCAGAUCGCCUCAGAGACUGAAUCUAGAAAAAAAAUGGACAUAACAGACAUGAAAAUGAAUGAAAAGCAGUCAGUAAAAGUAAACAAAAGUGUCUCAGAAGAAUCAAAGAGGGCUAAAGGUGCUCAGAUCACCACUGUGAUUGAAUCUAAAAAUAAAAUGGACAUAACAGACAGAAAAAUGAAUGAAAAGCAGUCAAUAAAAGUAAACAAAAGUGUCUCAGAAAAAUCAAAGAGAGCUCAAGGUGCUCAGAUCACCUCAGUGAAUGAAUCUAAAACCAAAAUGGUCAUAACGGAUAUAAAAACGAAUGAAAAACAGUCAGUAAAAGUAAACAAAAGUGCCGCCGAAGAAUCAAAGAGAGCUCAAGGUGCUCAGAUUGCUUCAGUGACUGAAUCUAGAACCAAAAUGGAUAUAACAGACAGAAAAAUAAAUGAAAAACAGUCAGUGAAAGUGAACAAAAGUGCCGCCGAAGAAUCAAAGAGAGCUCAAGGUGCUCAGAUUGCCUCAGUGACCGAAUCUAGAACCAAAAUGGAUGUAACAGACAGAAAAAUAAAUGAAAAACAGUCAGUGAAAGUGAACAAAAGUGCCUCAGAAGAAUCAAAGAGAGCUCAAGGUGCUCAUAUUUCCUCAGUGGCUGAAUCUAGAACCGAAAUGGUCAUAAUGGACACAAAAACGAAUGAAAAACAGUCAGUAAAAGUAAACAAAAGUGCCCCUGAAGAAUCAAAGAGAGCUGAGGAUGCUCAGAUCACCUCAGUGACUGAAUCUAGAAAUGAAAUGGACAUAAGAGACAGAAAAACGAAUGAAAAGCAGUCAGUAAAAGUAAACAAAAGUGCCUCAGAAGAAUCAAAGAGAGCUGAAGGUGCUCAUAUUUUCUCAGUGACUGAAUCUAGAACCGAAAUGGUCAUAAUGGACACAAAAACGAAUGAAAAACAGUCAGUAAAAGUAAACAAAAGUGCCCUUGAAGAAUCAAAGAGAGCUGAGGAUGCUCAGAUCACCUCAGUGAUUGAAUCUAGAAAGAAAAUGGACAUAACAGACACAAGAAAGAGUGAAAAACAGUCAGAGAAUGCAAAGGAAAGUCCUUCAGAAUCAAAGACAGCUCAAAAGCCCAUUGCAACCCAGAAACGACCGGCGUUGAAGGUUUCCAUGACAAACCAGACAAACAAGGUGGUCGAAAACUCGAAGCUAACAGAAUCAUCUGACAAAGGGACAUUAAACCUCCAACUUCAAGCUCUAGAUACUAUCCAGAACAGUAAUCCCAGAUUUAUAGACAACAAGCUCAUGGAUUUGGAUGACCACGGGAAUAGAAAUCCAGCUGCAGGCGAUACCCACACUGAGCCCACAGAGCCACCAAUUCAUGAAGAUAUUCCUCCUUUUCAUAAAGAAGUGGCCAAGAAGUUAAAGGGGCAACCCCCAUUGAUGUGUGAGGUCACUGCGAGUGUUACAGACACACUCAGUUCCUGCCACCUUCCAUCACAAGGACAGAAGUUGAGAGCAGGUGACCACACUGUGGCAUCAACAAAGAGCAGUACACUUGUCACUGGGCCUCAAAACACUCAGCCGAGUGAGAAAAUCUCCUCAGGUCAGGUUUCACACAUGCUUCAUGAUGGCCAAGUUACAACAGCUAUGAGUUCCUCAUUAGGAGAUGACACAUUAACCAGUGUGUGUGAGAAGGACAGCAAAGCUGAAAACCAACUUGUCAAAGAGUCUGACAAACCUAAGGGUGAAACAAAACCUGUGUCUAUGUCUUUGAACAGUAUGGAAGAAAAUGAGAUGACAAACAUAAAUACAAAUACAAAUGUGCACGUACAGAACAGCAUUUCAAAAGAAGAAUUAACGACAAACUCAAACCAUUCCACAAAUCAAGUCAUUGUCACAGAGUUUGUACAAAUUGGCAUGUUAAAAUCUAAUGUGGUGCAACCACAGACCACGAAUAGCUCCUCUAUUUCUAAAGUUGAAAUAAAAGUUACUACAGCCGGAGAGUGUGAGAGCUCUUCUCUAGUAGCUACAGACAGUGUUGCUAAAAUAGACACACAGGAACAAUCUAAAGUUACCACAUUUGAAGUACCUGUAUCAACCGAUCACAAGAUGCAGAGUUACUCUGCAAAAAAAGGCAGUGAUCAUUCUGGCCCCUCUACAUUCCUCUCCCAACAUUCAAAAGCUUCACCAACAGAAUUUACCAUUCCUGCAAUAUAUAUUACAGAUGUGGACAGCACAUCUCAAAAUAGUACAGACAAAACUUUAUGCAAGAGUGCUAUUAAUAAAUCAGAUAUUGUUCAAAUCAGAACUGAAGCAAAUGCAGUAAACUCCAAUGUGACAAAUAGCAACACUGUCAGUCAAACAAGUACACUUAUUCAUUCUGAUCGCACAAACACCACAAACAAAACCACAGCCAUUUUGGAAUUUGAAGGUCUGUGUGAUGAGAAGUUUGAUCUUUCCCUACGUUCACAAACUUCUGAAGUCAACAAGCCUGAUCAACAGCCACUAAGUCAAGAAAACCUGAUUCAAGGACCUGAAUCAAGUCAUUGUUCCACUGAGAAUGUUGCAACAGGUUUUAUUAGGCUAUCAGAGGUUACUACGCAACGUCACAAUGCCGACAAAAGCACAAAGACAAAUGAGUCUGACUUAAUUGAAACCAGUCGUCUUCCAAAAACAGAUCUAAAUCUGAAAACUGAUUCUGACUCCUUCAUAAAACAAUUGAAAUCGGCUGCAUUGGACCUUGAGAUGUCAAAUAAAAGUUCCACCGUAGCGGUGUUCGAUGCUGCAACGCAUAAAGACAACGUUAAAUAUGGGGAGGAAGAAAAUUCUGCAGUGAAGGUAACAAUCCCACUGAAGAAUACAGACCAACAGGACAACCCUACUGCUGCCCACAGUGAACCUGCCACCAAGACGAAUCAAAAGACUACACUCCCCAGCACUAAAACAGAGAUAAGUGAAAUAGGAAUGGCCGUAUGUCUUGAAGAAGCAAAUAGAGAUGCAUAUCAGGAGGACAAAUUAUCUUUGAAAACACAACCUGAAUCUUUGUUACAAUCAGUCAGUAACUCACCAUUGAAGACGCCAUUAGAAACUUACUCCCCUCGUCUCACCCGGAAGAGUGUCCCGGCUGACCUCCCAAAGCCUGCGGGAAAUGAAGACAUUAAGCCCAAAUCAACAGAGAAAGACAAAGAAAACCAGUUCAAAGUUCCACAGGUUAUCCGUAAAAUCCGACCAGAGGUGUUUGACGCGUCUGGACAUCUGAAACUCUGGUGUCAGUUUUUCAACAUAGUAAGUGACUCAACAAUAAAGUGGUACAAGGAUGAGGUGGAAAUCGCAGAGAUAAAGAGAAGUGCAGGAGAUGAGACUCAGGUGUGCUUGGCUAUUAUACGGAUGUCCAAAAGAGACUGUGGUGUUUACAGAUGCACAAUUACCAAUGACUAUGGCAAAGAUUCCACAGAGUAUCUUCUCAGUGCAGAGUUUCUUUCCAAUAUGUUUCUGCGUGAGGAGCUCCAGGAAGUUGGGGAGGAGAUUGAGAUGACUCCUCUGAUCUUUAGUAAAGGUCUUGCUGAUGCAGGCUGCUGGGGCUCAAAGUUCUACGGCCGUGUCACAACAGAAGAAGCUCAGGUCGGAAUGGGAUGUGAGCACAAAACCAGACGGCUGAAGGUGAUCUACGGGUUAGAUCCUGUGUUUGAGUCGGGCAGCUCAUGCUUUAUGAAAGUGCGGAGCCCUAUUGCAUAUGAGAGCAGAGAGGAGACGGUUUUGGCUGAAAGGAAUCUCCAAAUCACAAAACAGGAAUGUAGAAUUCAGAACAUGGCCAGAGAGUACUUCAAGAUCUUUGCUGCAGAGACAAGAGUGAUAGAGAGCUUUGGUGCAGCACUGGAGGUAAUCCCUCUAUACUUCCUGUACUGGCCAGGAAGCAGUGUUCCUUAUGCAACAGUGGAGGCAGAGCUUAAGGGUGUCUAUAUGCGGUAUUGUGGAUUGGAUCGUACUGGGUCACUGGUAUUAAACGAGAAAUUAGAGGUGGGACAAAAAUGUUCUUCUCUCCAGCACUGGAUCCACCAGUGGACCAAUGGAAAUGUGCUGUUUUCCAGACUUGAUGGAGUUGAUACAAUACUAACAAAUAUCGGAAUAGCAAUCAGGUCAAAGGGGUAUCAGGGGUUUCCCUGUGAAGCUAAUCCGAAGGUUUUUGAGCAGUUUCACAUUCAGCAUCAGUGUAAUUACUUUUGUGGUCUCUUAAACCUCAAACCUCUCAAAGCCCCAGAAACACUUCAGUCUCCAAACAGAUCCAAAGGCACAAGCAGCCCACUACUACAACGGAGAACAGCUCCCAGCUCCUCCAGUCCCCAGACCUCCCGCAAGGCCACAAAGAGCCCCAAAGUAUCCCGCAAACUGGACCCUCAGAACUCAACCUAACCCGAAAUAAUGGUGUUUAAAGUAGGCUAUAUACAUAGGCAAAACUAAAGAAAAAAGGCGAGGUAUCGGAAAGGUCGCCUACUGAUCUGUAGUUAUAGAUGCAGCUGCACUUACAGCCAGAGUGUAAGUAAAAAACAUUCUUUUGAUAAAUGCAACAUUUUAAAUGAAAUAAGUAAAUCCAGAAACAAAACAUAUAGUCUUCUAUUGCAGUGGUCCUUACAGAAUCCGUUGUAUAAUCCUCAGAGGUUUUUGAAAGGGUAUUGUAUAACUGUGUGUGAAAAUGUCAAAAGGAUCUGUGGCACUACAAAAUUUUAUUACCUCUUUGUUUAUUUCCAAAGGAAGUUCAGUGCUGUUGGCUCACUAGCUGUUUGUAAAUACUAAUUUAAAAUAUAUAUAUUAAUUUAGUUAUAAAUUACCUUUUAUUGUAUGAGAUGAGAGAUAUAUAUUAUUUCCAUUUGGUUGUAGAUUAACGUGAUGCAUAUCCUGAAAAUUUUCAAAAUCCAUUAAAAUGCUACGGCACUUUAUAAUACAUAUUCUCAAAUCUUUUGUGUUCCACAGAAGAAAGUAACUUGCUUUUUGCACAACUAGAAGGGGAGAAACAUUUUACAUUUUUAGAUGAACAAAGACUAUCUAUGGCUGAAUUGAGUUUGAAGCGAGAGGCAUAAUGCAAACACAGAAACUGAUGCUAACAUUAUUUAUUUAUUAUUUAUAUAAUGACAGUGACUUAAAUGUUGAGUUGACAUUUGAAAUUUUAAUUUUGUCUGUUCUGUCAUCUGAUCUUAUCUCAAAUAUCUUAUCUCACACUAUAUUACUGGAUCAUUUGAACUAAAAGCCAGGUAAUGUUUCUUUACAUCUGGCUUGGGUGAAAAGGGAAAGGAAUCCAUCCAAAGAGUACAUUGUAAGUCUCAUACGUACGAAAAUUACUGGAUUUCGACUUUGUCACAGAAUGGAAUAGACAAUUAUAUAAUCACGCAAGUCGGAGUAAUUGAAUUAAUCUGCUCUAUUUCACCUUGUUUACGAGACAAGCUUGUAUGCAGGAAGGACUCUGUACGUAUGCAUUCUCUAUGUGUUUUAACAAUAGCUUUACUACAGCUCACCAUGACAGCCAUUUUGCAGCCGGCCCCAGAACCUGAUUUGAAUGACUUUAGACGGAUAAUUGCCACUUUUUGCCUUGUUUUGGUAAUAUUGGGUCUGUAAAUAUAUAGUAAGAGUUAUUAAUGCAGGUAAUCAUGAAGUUAAGACUAGAUUAACUGAUUAUGAUGAUGAAAAUGUUGACUAUACUGUAGUUGUAGCAACAAAUGAGGAUUGUGUCAAUAAACAUUUGAGGACAUUAAAAAAAAUUCCAGUCAACACAACUAAUGUAACCCAUUUCAUAAAUUAGCAUAUAUGCAGGAAGUAUAACCUGGACAACAUUCAUCUGACAAGCAGUUAUUUAUUUAAAAUUUAUUUAUGAAAAAAGUCAAAGUGAGUGGUAUAAAGACAUCAUGGAUACUGUUAUAUCCAAAUUAAAGGAAAUUUUCUCAAAUCAA